AUGAAGCUGUUCCAAAUUGAUGAUCCUCGUGAAGUGAUUCCGAUCGGUUGCCGGUUGCUGACGAUGUUCGGUUUGGGACGUGACGAAAAGCUGAAGCUACUGUACUGGUGUCAGGUUGUGUUUUAUCUCGUAUUUAGCAUCAUACCACGCUUACUGGUAAAGAUUGACGAUACUGUAAUGCUUUUGCGGUUGGGUUCCGAGAUGACCUUUCUCACUUACCUCUACUCGCAAAUAUUGGCGCUUUACUUUCGACGCAAAAAUCUGUACCGGUUGGUCGACAUGCUGCAGCGGUGUGCCCGCAAGCAGUAUGCUGACCACAUUGAAACGUUCCUGAUCACAUACAAUGGUAAAACUAACAAGUUUUCAGUGCUUUGCUGCAAAUGUUUUUGCAUCACGUACAUCCUGUACUGUGCGAUGCCUCCGCUGGCAUCAACCGGUAUUUACUUGCGGAACACACGCAACCGCACAGCCGAACCGGAAGAGUUCAUCAUAUCCAGUGAAAUGAACCUUUACUACCUGGACAUUCGCUUCAACGUACUGCACUAUUUCUUCUACACCGUCAAUAUAUGCUUGUUAACCGUCACAUCGGCUUCAUCACUGUGCAUCAAGGACGUGAUGGAUGUGUCCGUCAUCAAGACCACAUGCUUAAUGUUUGAGGUAACUGUAAUGCAGAUUCGUGAACUAAGGGACCACAUCUCACAGGCGCAACUCACCACCGUCAUCGAAUAUCAUCGGGACACUUUGCUGUGCGCACGGUGCUUACAGGACACUCUCAACCUAUCGCUGCUGGUUCAGCUUACAUUCUGCAGUGCCAUAUGGUGCCUCAUACUGUUCUACGUCUUGCUAAUGGGAUUUGACUCCAGCAUUUUUAACGUUCUCAUACUGCUACUGAUUGUGACAGUCGAAACGUAUAUGUACUGCACGCUCGGAACACAGUUAACCGAUAAGGGUAACGAAGUGUUGAUGGCGCUGCAGCAGCUGGCCUGGUAUAAUCAAUCGAUCACCGUACAAAAGCAAAUACUCUUCAUGAUUAAUCGCUCCCAGAAACCCAUCAUCUUGACCGCCGGGAAGCUUUUCUACGCGAACGUACUUCAGUUCGGUGAGAUGGUACAAAAGUCCUACUCGUUCUAUCUCGUGCUGAAAAAUAUAUUUUAA
Anopheles moucheti is the source of this 1155-nucleotide messenger RNA. RefSeq lists its product as uncharacterized. NCBI's taxonomy places the organism in Eukaryota, Metazoa, Arthropoda, Insecta, Diptera, Culicidae. The record is from RefSeq and is a predicted model, not a curated record. Gene Ontology annotation, biological process: detection of chemical stimulus involved in sensory perception of smell; sensory perception of smell. Gene Ontology annotation, molecular function: olfactory receptor activity; odorant binding. Gene Ontology annotation, cellular component: plasma membrane. Bases 1 to 1155 code for a protein of 384 amino acids. The transcript is spliced from 4 exons.